This is a messenger RNA of Nannospalax galili (Upper Galilee mountains blind mole rat), 786 nucleotides long. Its product is annotated as multidrug and toxin extrusion protein 1-like. Gene Ontology annotation, biological process: transmembrane transport. Lineage: Eukaryota; Metazoa; Chordata; Mammalia; Rodentia; Spalacidae. Gene Ontology annotation, molecular function: xenobiotic transmembrane transporter activity; antiporter activity. The record is from RefSeq and is a predicted model, not a curated record. Gene Ontology annotation, cellular component: membrane. The transcript has 6 exons. The coding region runs from base 1 to 786 and encodes 261 amino acids.
AUGGGAGUGCUGGAGACGUAUCUGCCCAAGAAGGGAGGGGCUGCCAGAGGAGAAAACGUGGAAACAAGGUCUCCGGCCCUUACAAGACCCGCUGCCCCGGUAAGGGGCUGGUCCAAAGGUCGCAGACCGGGGGGCGGCGAGCUGAACCCGGCACUGGGCGGGCUGGGGGCAGCGGUCCAGGGCGGGGAUUGUGUGCGCGCCCCCCUGGGCCUGUGCGCUCUCUGCCGGCCCAGUGAGCUCCCGCAGCUCUGCACCGAGCACAUGGAGGCUCCCGCGGAGCCCGCGCCCGGCCCGGGAGGUUCGGACAGCGCGUCCGAGCGCCUCAAGCUGAGCAGCUUGCUGCUAUCCGGCUACCGAGAGGAACUGCGGGCGCUCCUGGUCCUGGCGGGCCCCGCGUUCUUGGCCCAGUUGAUGAUGUUCCUGAUCAGUUUUAUAAGUUCAGUGUUCUGUGGUCACCUGGGCAAGUUGGAGCUGGAUGCAGUCACACUGGCAAUUGCGAUUAUCAAUGUCACUGGCAUUUCAGUGGGACAUGGCUUAUCUUCUGCUUGUGACACCCUUAUCUCCCAGACAUACGGGAGCCAGAACUUGAAGCAUGUGGGGGUGAUCCUGCAGAGGGGCUUGCUCAUCCUGCUCCUGUGUUGCUUCCCCUGCUGGGCACUCUUCAUCAAUACGGAGCACAUCCUGCUGCUCUUCAGGCAGGACCCGGAUGUGUCCAGGCUCACCCAGACCUAUGUCAUAAUCUUCAUUCCAGCUCUUCCCGUGAGUUUUCAAGGGGUCCAUGGGUGA